AUGGAGCGCGUUGGCGCCACCGCUGCAGCUGCAACUGCGGCUGCCGUCGCUCGCUGCACACGCCGUGUUCGCGCCCCGUUAGAUCACCUCAUCGUGGGCCCGUCCGACCCUGACCAGGUCGUGACGGCGAUACGUACAACGGAUGCCGCUAUUGUCACGUGGUACAUGCCGCUGGGGAACCUGCAGCGUGUGCUGCACCGACGCUAUGAGGCAGAGCAGUUUGGUGAACUGAUGUUUUCAUCAACGACCGCGGCGUCCUCCUUGACGGCGCGGCAAUCUCCCAGCGAAGAUGCGAAGGAUGCGCCUAGAGCUGAUGAGACCGCCCAGCUCGGCUUUGUCACCCUCAUAGCGGGGAGGAACUACCCAUUGAAGCAGACCUGGCUAGAACGCUGCUUUGACCCUGCGCCGCAUCCAACACUGAGCCUUCGUGUCGCCGUGGUGGACCGUAUUCACUGGCAACGAACCGUGUGGAUGGCAAAUUCCAUCUGCCGGAGCAUCUGUUGGGGGAGGCUGCCACAGAAAAUUUUUUCCAUCAACCUCGAUUGGCAGAAUGACGUGGCCAUCGAUGCCACAUUUGACACCGCGGCGGAUUGCUACACCGCACCCUAUGAACUACGCGUUCCCGGCCUUGGGUUUCACUUGACGCUGCAGGACACGGGGAAAACACUUUUUGACCCGACGUCACGGGUAGUGGAUGGGUUUCUUGACAAUGAGAGUGCACUGCACCGUCUGGCGCUGGCCCGCGAAGUCAACAUGCACGGCCUUGGUGGGUCUGUUUACCGACAGAUGCUCUGGAGCACCCCAUCGUUGCCGAACACUGCGGAGGUGUUGCGCUUUGACCCUGGCACACUUUUCAAGCGAUGUUUUGGUGUGGACCCUCCCGUGACGAAGCCGGUGGCGGCGUGGCUUUUGCAGGAGGUGGAGGAGACGCUCCUGUACAAAAUGGAGGGUGAGGUGGAGGAUGAGAAUGACCCCAACAGUGCCACGACAUAUGGUGACCGCUCACUGACCGAGCGUGUGCAGAAGAAGGCGAUGAACCGGUAUAACGGUUUUCGUGAUGAGGUGCGUGGAAAGGUAUACAGCGAUAUUGACGGGAAGGAACUGCCGCGGUAA
This is a messenger RNA of Trypanosoma rangeli, 1113 nucleotides long. RefSeq lists its product as uncharacterized. Lineage: Eukaryota; Euglenozoa; Kinetoplastea; Trypanosomatida; Trypanosomatidae. The transcript has a single exon. The record is from RefSeq and is a predicted model, not a curated record. The coding region runs from base 1 to 1113 and encodes 370 amino acids.